Messenger RNA from Liolophura sinensis, 5072 nucleotides. RefSeq lists its product as uncharacterized. Gene Ontology annotation, cellular component: cytoplasm; nucleus. Gene Ontology annotation, molecular function: histone H3T3 kinase activity; ATP binding. The coding region runs from base 236 to 3232 and encodes 998 amino acids. Lineage: Eukaryota; Metazoa; Mollusca; Polyplacophora; Chitonida; Chitonidae. The record is from RefSeq and is a predicted model, not a curated record. The transcript has 13 exons. Gene Ontology annotation, biological process: mitotic cell cycle; intracellular signal transduction; protein phosphorylation.
GUAAAAUGGAUUUCUGAUGCUGAAUCUGCCGUUGUCUGUAAAUUCGAGGGCAUAUUAUGACAUAAAGCGGACGAUAAUGGACCGUGGAAGGUUAAUGAUGUGACUAUAAGUCAGUAUCAAGUUGAGCUGAUUCUGAAAGGAUUGAGCAGAGCUGUGUGAAUCACAUUAGGCAUUUGAGAGAUGAGAACAGAGCUAGUGUAUGUCAAAAACAUAAGGUAGUGUGACAAAUUGUACAAUGGGAAGAAAAGGACGAGUCUUAAAAACAUAUGGCCGUCAUCGCCAGCGUGUCGUCACCGCAGAAGAGGACUGGUCUGCUAAACGGAACCACUGUAAUGUCUUCAGCGUCAGUGGCUCUUCUGAUCAUAUCUUCUCCAGCUCAGGAAGCCUAUCAAAACUCAGCCUGAGUGACAGCUCUUCUUUUGAUGGAACACAUACUUCUAAGAAGAAGAAUGGGAAGGAAAAUAAGACCACCAGAUCAAAGCAAUUGUCCAGUAAAGCAACCCAACAGAAUUCCAGCUCAGAAAAGAAGAGCACUAACAUGAGGAAAGAGCGUAACUGUAAACGCCAGGCUCUGAAGGAAAUAAGAAAUGGACUGCUGAUAGAAAAUAGUGUUGAUGUGCAGAGGAAGAAAACUAGGAGAAAUGUAAGGGCAGUAAAAUCUUUCAAGACAAUAAAUUCAUUGACCGAAAAUAGCCAGAAUAAUAUGAGCAAAUUACUUCUGCAAGAAACAGACACAAGAUGCAAGAAACCAAAGGAGUCAAUGAAUUUUAGUGAAUUUGAAGAUUACAGUCUUAUCCUCUCAGAUUCUUUGGUAGUUGACAAGAACAUUAGUAUAGAUGUACAAAAUGAGUUGAAAAGAGCUCACAGUACACCAGCAACUCAAGGUAGAUGUCAAAAGAAAUCCAGGAGUGGUGUAUCUAUUGGCACUAGCACUCCAUUCUGUUGCAGUGCUAAGGAAGGUGCGUGUAUAAGGGGCUUGUCAGGCGAUGAGCUGUCUCACAUUGAAAGCUCUAAAAAUACAUCAGAAUUUGACAAUGUGUUUGGAAUAAGUAAAGCUGACGAUAUGAACAAUAUUGAAGACAAUGAAAUCCGCAGUAAGCUUUCAUUGUGCUCAGCCAGUUUACAGCAGCUGUGCCAGUCACAUUCCAUGAGCAACGUCUCGAGUCCGCAGCAUGAAUCAAGGGUUAGUAACCUGUCAGUAAGCAAACCCUACAGUAGAUGUACGAGGUCUCAAUCAUUAUCCUCGCACUCAGGCAGGAAGGCUGGCAUCCACCCCUGCUCAGUGCCAUUAAGCCCCCUAAAGCAGUCCAUGUUACAUCUGAAGAAUUAUGUAGUCUCUGCUGAGUUGGUGGAAGACAAGAUAGAUGUUGGCAGGAAGGUGUCUUUGCUGUCUAUGAACACUUUUGAUAACUCUGAUAGUCUGUUUGAUGAUAUGCACAAGUCUUUGAGGACUUCACACAGGGGAGUUUUCGCCCAGUCAGAUAACUUUGAUAGCUCUAUAUGUGCAUCAGGAGGAGAGGAGGAUGAAUUUGAGAUAGUGAGCAGUGACGAUAGUGACAGUUCCACACAGGAAGAGGAUGACCCUGACUUCUCAGUGUACACAGAGGUAUCAUCUGAGGACGAGGAUCAGCUCAGUUACAUAGCUGAGGGGCUGGAGGAUCUAUCCAUGGAACAUAACACAGCUGAUGGGGAACACAUGGAGACCAACAACCAAAAGGCCAGAAAUUCUCCUUGUCACAUGGAGGACGUUAGAGUAGAUAGAGACAACAGCAAUGAGGACAAUGACAAAGGUGAUGAAGACAAUAAUCCUGAUGAUGAAGACGGAGUGGUGCACCCUGAUCAUGGCAGUUACUCAGAAGCUGGCGAAGGUUACGACAAUGGUCUAAAUUUCAGCAACUCCUGUUAUUCCCUGACAGGUUUUGGAAAGAGCCAUGACUGGACAACAGACCUUAGUGAUGAUCUGAGUGAGGCCAGUCGGGAGAGCGAGGAGGCUGAUGUUUACAGGACAGCAGGGUCAGAGGUCAGUCGGAUGCUCUCUCGUGAGGAAGGGGACCUUACAGCAUCCUUCCAUACUCCAGACAAGUCAAUAGCCUCCAUCCCACACUUGUCCAAGAGGCGCUCCAACACACGAUUAGCCCAGAUGGACCCACAGUGUGAUUUUCAGAAAUCCUUCUCAGAAAUGCUCACCCCAAGAAAGAAUGAUUGUCAGAAAUUGCUGUGUCCCAGGUCAAAGGUUCUUCUGCAGUGUGGACAGGAUGAUGUCAUUCCUUUCUCAGCAUACUUCACAGAAACGGUGAUGGAGAGUUGUGUGAAGAUCGGGGAAGGGGUGUAUGGAGAAGUGUUUAGAGCUUUAACACCAGAACCUGUGGCAUUUAAGGUGAUCCCGAUCGAGGGAGACUUUUCAGUAAACGAUGAGGCUCAGAAGACAUUUGAGGAAAUCUUACCAGAAAUUGUUAUUUCCAGAGAGCUGAGUGCUUUAAGAGACGACGCAUUAAAUCAAACUGACAACUUUGUUACAGUCCAGAGAGUGUCCUGUGUCCAGGGAAAAUACCCAGAACUGCUGUUACAGCUGUGGGAUGAGUACAACAACAACAAGGAGUCAGAGAAUGAACGGCCAGAUAUGUUCGAGGAGUCACAGCUGUUCAUUGUUUUUGAGUUUGCCGAUGGCGGAUGUGAUUUAGAAUCAUUUAAGUUUAAGAACAUCCUUGAGGUGAGAAGUGUGAUCCAGCAGGUGGCUUACUCGUUAGCAGUGGCUGAGAUGGAGCUAGAAUUUGAGCACAGAGAUCUCCACUGGGGGAAUGUCCUAGUUAGGAGAACGACGGAGAAGACGUUAGAUUACAGUUUAGAGAACAGUGUACACAGUGUGACUACUCAUGGGAUUCAUGUCACCAUCAUCGACUUCACACUUUCACGCCUCACCAAGGAUGGCUGCACCGUGUUUUGUGACCUGUCCAAAGAUGAGACAUUGUUUGAAGGCCGAGGCGACUAUCAGUUUGACAUCUAUCGAUUGAUGAAGGAUAGCAAUGGGAAUUCCUGGGAAACUUUUUGCCCGUACACAAACAUUUUGUGGUUACACUACUUGCUAGACAAGCUCACAAAUCAGAAGACCUGCACUGUUCGCAGCAAAGCUCACAAAAACAUUCAGAAAAAUCUGAAGGAAACCAAGAAGAUUUUGUUGGACUACCAAAGUGCUCAUGAUUUAGUGAUAACCAAUGGUUUAUUUGAUUCUUGAGUGCUUGGAACCAUGAAAAAACCAUCAGCUGGAAAUGUUUAAUGCGUGCCAAGGAGUACCAUAUUUGAUGGGUCUAUGGCCAAGUGGUUUGUAAAGUAACGGUCGUGUUAAGGACCACUUGAAUAUGUACAAUACAGGCUGUUUGUAGUCACAGCUGGAACUGCUGCAUCAGGGGCGGAUUCCACCAAGCCACAUAUGACAGCACCUAAAUGAGUAUUAUGUAAAUGUUGAAUUCUGGAUUUUAUGUGAGGUUAGGUGGUAAAAUUCUGAACAUGUCACAGGCAAAGGCAGGUAUGUCACAAUUUCACCGCCAGAUACACAAAAAGGUAAGCUAUACGUGGUGAAAUUUUCAAUCCUUACAUAAAUUUGUAAUAGCUUUGUGGCAGUGGCAACAAACCAAGAAACUUAAGUGAUGGUUUGCUUUAAUGAUAGGUACAGGGGCCGGGUUCAUGAAGCGUACUUAGUGAUUAGUAUCCCUUGGAUAAGUGCACUCCAUAUCCCUACAACAUACAUUGCCAUGGUAGUUAAGGGCUUACUUAACCAUGUGCGCUUCAUGACAAGCUUCAUGAUAGGUUUAAGAAGGAAAGUGGAAAUUAUGAUCUCACAUGUUGAAUGAAUGAAUGCUUGGGGUUUAACAUGAUCUCACAUGCCGAUGGCAAUGCUUUAUAGGUUUAAUAGCAAAUGUACAUAUAUUCGUGUUGAAGGUGGAAUUCUGGCUGUCUGAAAUGACGUAUUUCACUGAUAAAGCAUGAUACAAUAAUACAUGGUCAGGAAUCGUGCACUUGAAAUUGUAUGGAAAUAGAUUGAUAGCAAUCUGGUGGAAAUUCAGUAUGUUAGGAGAGUGUGUGCUACAACAGUGUUGUUAUUUAAUGGUCCCCUAUUGUUAGUGUAGUCAGCUGUCACACAAGUUGUCCAGAAUUUUUUUGAAAACAGCUGAUUGUAUUGAAUUGACACUUAGCAGAUUGUUUCAUCACAGUUCACAGAUCAAGUUCAAGUUUCGGGGCCCUACACCUAAUUUGGACAAAAUGAUGUCAGCUUUUGUCCAAAUUUGGACUUUCAACAGUUUUCCAAACUUCUGUUCAAAGUGAUUCAUUAGUGCAUACCAGUAUCAGGUUUGGUUUUAACUAAUUUGUUUGUUUCUGCUCUGCUGUGAAUUUUCACAUAGCUGUUAUUACCAACAGGGUACAUGGGUUACUUUUGCAAUACUUUCAGAAUGCUUGUUCUUCAUGAGUGUGUAUGAUGCAGCAGUGUUCAGAUAUAUCACAUCAAACAUUUUCAUUGUUUAUCUGUAUGUUGGGGAGUGGAGGUACAACACUGUUGUGAUACAUCAGACAUUUUCAUUCUUGUUUAUGUGUUGGAGAGUGUCUGGCAUGAUAAGUGUCCAAGAUAUAUCAUAGGCUUAUUGUGAUUACAUGGAUUGUUUAUGUGAAUUAAUGCCAUGCAUGUGUCAUCCUGUAAUGUCAUGUGUCAUCCUGUAAUGUCAUGUGUCUUCCUGUAAUGUCAUGUGUCUUCCUGUAAUGUCAUGUCUUCCUGUAAUGUCAUGUGUCAUCCUGUAAUGUCAUGUGUCAUCCUGUAGUGUCAUGUGUCAUCCUGUAGUGUCAUGUGUCAUCCUGUAGUGUCAUGUGUCUUCCUGUAGUGUCAUGUGUCUUCCUGUAGUGUCAUGUGUCUUCCUGUAGUGUCAUGUGUCUUCCUGUAGUGUCAUGUGUCUUCCUGUAGUGUCAUGUGUCUUCCUGUAGUGUCAUGUGUCAUCCUGUAGUGUCAUGUGUCUUCCUGUAGUGUCAUUUGUCAUCCUCUAAAGAAUCUGGCCAAUUUCUGGUAAACACAUGUAUGCUAGAUAAAU